UUCGCUGUCAACUUCACGCUUCUGCGAUUGUCUUUUAUUCCAAAGAAUUGUGUUUCAUUGCACAUGUUCAUUGAUUUCCGUGGAUUUUAGGAAAAGUAUAGCGAAUAUUGCAAUAAAAUGGGUGCUAUAGCGAGCAGAUACCGUGUGCAUAACUCUGGACUAACCAACUUAGACGCGAAAAAUGUUGAAAGUGAAACUAAACGAGAAAAUCCUGGGACGUUAGAUGAGCUACAUAAAAAGACCAAAGAUGUGAUGCCAGUCAAUUUUGAAGGUGGUAAGUUGAUGGUGAACAGAGGACUUUCCAAUAACUUCCAGAUGUCCCACACGCUCACAAUGAGCUCACAGCAGAAUGGUUACAAGUUGGGUGCAACAUACAUAGGUACCAAGCAGAUAUCACCAACGGAAGCAUUUCCUGUAAUCCUGGGUGAUGUGGAUCCUGCUGGUAAUGUCAACUUCAGUCUCAUCCAUCAGCUCACGCCAGAGAUAAGGUUGAAAGGAGCUGCACAGGUGCAAGAGUGCAAGUUGACGGCCACGCAAGGCACGGUGGAGUAUAAGGGCCCUGACUACACCCUCGCCCUUGCGGUAGGCAAGCCCGACUUCAGCGAGAAGUCUUCUGUGUUGGUUGGACAUUACUUACAGUCGGUGACGAAGCGACUGGCGGUCGGCACCGAGCUGGUGUACCAGUCCGGGGCCAGGGUGAUGGGCGGGGAAAUAGCCAUUACCUCCGCAGCGGCCAGAUACACCAUGGAUGAUUCAGAGAUAUCGGCAACACUAAGCGCUGCCAACUUCCACCUGUGUUACUUCAAACAAGCCAGUGAACAGUUACAGAUUGUCGCGGAGAUGGACACGUCGUUUAGAGGCAUGGAAUCGACCGGCACCAUCGGCUACCAGGUGACCAUACCCAAGGCCGAUCUGGUGUUUAGAGGAAUGGUCGACUCCAACUGGAACAUAGGAGCUGUCCUCGAGAAGAAACUGCAACCUCUACCAUUCACGUUUGCCCUGUCCGGAAUGGCGAACCAGGCCAAGCAGCAGUUUAAGUUCGGCUGCGGGCUCAUCAUCGGCUAGUGAAGCGUCCAGUGCUUACAAACUAUAUGUUAUUAGUUUCCUCACUGUUUAUCGAUGAACAUGGUAACUGUAAAUGUGAUGUGUAGUCUUUUAUACCUCUGCUUGUGGUAAUUAAUAUUUCUUCUGGUUAUAGGAAUUUAUUUACAAUGACUUAUAAUCAUAAGUAUGCAAUUUUAUUACCCAGUUGUAUCAAGUUGACUUACUGUUAUUGGUAAACAACACUAAUAUUAAUAUUUGAUCCCGCUCGAAAAUAAACCAAUUAGAAUAUGUUUUAAGCUUGUUUAUUACUUUGUUCUGAUUGGUUCGUUUUUUCGAAGGAUGGAAAAAGCGAUCGGAAUUGUUUAUUGAAAACUGAGUUUAUUUACUCAACGAUGGCCAACAAUAAUAAUUGUAUAAUUCAAAUUUACCUAUUUGCGUCUUCACGCUAAAUCCACCCUUAAAGUCGAUUAUUUAAGUGGAUUACUGUCGCAAAUUGCAGUUACUGUGUUCCGUCGCAACGGUCCUGUAGAUUGUUUGUCAAUAUGUAAGGUCUAUAUCCAGGUUGUUUUGAGUAUCUGUUAAACAUACAUUUGUCUGUCUGUACAGUUUAGUUGAAUUGUUUGUGUUAGUAUGGAUUUGCUACUGACAAUAUUAAUAAUAUUAGCCCUGUAUUAUAUACUGUCUCAUUGCUGGGCACAGGCCUCUACAGCUGAGAGGGAUCAGGCCUUAGUCCACCACGCUGUAGUGCGGAUUAGUAGACUUCACACUCGAGAUUCCUAUAAAGAACUUCUCGGGAAUACAGGUUUUCUCAAGAUAUUUUCUUUCAACAACAAAUGUACAUUAAUUACUCGGAGAUAUUUAGACUGAUUUUCGUGAUUACGUUGUUCGGUACAAGGAAUUCUUACGAUGGUCCCACAAAAAAAUUUCAAGUUCGUAAGAAUGAAUGCUGAACCUAAUUUCCAUAAUGUUAACAAUCCCAUACAAAGUAAUACCCGAUCCGGCAAUCUAAGCCAGUACCUUCUAGUGCCCAUACAAACUUUCACUAACCACUAUUUUCAACGACCCUUUUUUCUACCUAUCUCAAAAAUGGACCAAUCAGAACAAAGAUUUUUGACAUGCAUACAAAUGAUUAUUUUGAUUGGUUCAGUCUCGUAAUCGGAUUGAAGAUUGAGAUCGUAUGUUGAAAAUGAUUGUGGUGAAUUAGUUUAGUGGUUUCCCUAGUAAUGGACAUUGACAGUAGCAAGUUCAUAUGAUGUGCGAGUGAAUUACAAUUUCCUAAUUAGUUGUAACAUGAUGGUACCUCUGUGUAUUAGCUUGAAGAUAUUUAAGCAUUAUUUGCUGUGUUUACCCUCAUUUUUACACUUAUAUUUUUUUGUUAUGAAUCGCUUACAAUUAUUACCAGGCUCGCAUUUAGACGUGUCGCUCUGAGUUGUGUAACCCCCCAAUCUUGAAAUAUACAUUUUUAUUUUACUCAGAUGGAUUGACAUGUUUAAUUUAAGAUAAGUCUUUUUACUUGAACAUAUUGCAUAAUGUUAUAAUUUAAUGUCAUUUUAUAAAUUAAUUCUGUAAACCUCUUAAUUUAGUGGACUCAGAGAUUUUGUUAUAUAUAAUUAAUUUGGUGUAUAUUAUAUUAUACCGUGUAGUAUUUUGUGAAACGUGAAUUUUGGCAUCUAUUUUUUCAUAUUUACACAACUUAGAGCGCAAAAGGUCAUUCCAGAAAAUUCAUUUGUUAUUCCACUAUUCUUCACCAGUGCCGUAUGCAAGCGUAAAACUGGGGGUCAAAAUGCCCAAGACAGCGUUGAAUGUUGCUACAAUGUAGAGCCUUAGUUUACGCAUAGACUGAGUUCAUCAUGGAUUUAUGCUCAAUAAUUCUGGAAUGAUCUUAAGAAACAAAUAACAAUAAUUGUAUGUCCCGAGCGCGGUCCGAUUUUGAUUGUAGUUUUGCUCACGACAACUAACGUCUUAAUCACUCCAGGUCGAUUUGUUAUUAGAGUGAAAGGGACAAAAUAUAAUCGAAAGUAAAGCUGUAAGAAUCGGACGGACGAGCGACGUUUGCGAUCUUUUAAUAUAAUGCGUACAAUGAAAGCAAUUAUUUUUUGUACUUGUAACAAAAUAUAUUUAUUAAAUGUGGUUCAUUAUGACUGAAUGAGAAAUGCACGUUUGUGUGCUAACAGACUUGUAAACAAUUUAUUUUUUGCUUAGGGGCCCUGUGAGGCAAGGGCCCUUGAUUACUGCCUUAAUACGCCUCUGUAACUGUUGCAUAUUAAAAAUAAUAGGUGUAAGCGUUGGACAUCGUCGCCAACGCGCGGGACUCGAGCAUAUUCUAUGAGGUGUAGAUAAAUGACGUACUGUAUAUACUUGGCAUGUUGUUAAAUGUUUAUUUUUAAUAGAGUUACGUUAAUAAAUCGA
Messenger RNA from Manduca sexta (tobacco hornworm), 3453 nucleotides. Its product is annotated as mitochondrial import receptor subunit TOM40 homolog 1. Gene Ontology annotation, cellular component: mitochondrial outer membrane; mitochondrial outer membrane translocase complex. Gene Ontology annotation, molecular function: transmembrane protein transporter activity. The coding region runs from base 118 to 1065 and encodes 315 amino acids. The transcript is spliced from 8 exons. NCBI's taxonomy places the organism in Eukaryota, Metazoa, Arthropoda, Insecta, Lepidoptera, Sphingidae. The record is from RefSeq and is a predicted model, not a curated record. Gene Ontology annotation, biological process: protein import into mitochondrial matrix.